AUGGAUGUUCUAGGGGAAACUCUUGGUAUCAAAGUCGAACCUUCCGAGGUACGAUUGAAGAAUGAGGACGACUUGGGGUACACUUGGCAGAUAUACGAUUUAUCGCUUGAGCCUAUAUUCCAGAAAUCCCUGAGCAAGCAUUCAGAGAACGAAAAGGAUAGAGGUGUUGAUUUUAUCAGCAAACUACUAGCCGAGAACCUGGAUCUCGCUGAAAAGCUGAGGCGGGUUCAAGACGAAGCAUCUCGUCAUGAGAAUGCUGCCCUAGAAGGAGAAGAAGAGAUUCGAGAUCAGAAGUCAGUCAUAAGAGAGGCUCAAAUGACUGUUCAUUUACAGCAGCAAGACAUUCUGAAGUGGAUGGCCACAUCUGAGUGGUAUCGUGCGAGAUGUUUGAAGGUCUCGGACUCUUUUACGUCAUAUUUUGGCAUUUUUGCAAGGGAAUCUGUCUGA
Penicillium longicatenatum is the source of this 447-nucleotide messenger RNA. RefSeq lists its product as uncharacterized. The transcript has 2 exons. Bases 1 to 447 code for a protein of 148 amino acids. Lineage: Eukaryota; Fungi; Ascomycota; Eurotiomycetes; Eurotiales; Aspergillaceae. The record is from RefSeq and is a predicted model, not a curated record.